AUGCCAGAGGAAAAAGUACAUAUCUUGUACCUCGGAGGGAAGGAUCCCAGUGAAGAACUUUAUGGGUGGGACGAAGUACUGCACAUCCCUGAUCCCUUCUUCAACAAAGGAACCACAGGAGUUGUCAUCCAGGACUCUCUCUUCCUCCUGGGUGGGGAGAAAAGUCCCUGGGAAGCAGGCUGGCUGAACGUUAAAGUCAGCGGAAGGAGUGGAAAAUCGGGUGGGUCCCCCAAGUACGACGGUGGGGAGUCAACUCCCUCCUCCACACCUGAGAAUCGGCACGUGGAGGAGGAUGUGGGAGCUGAAGUCCAUGAGCUGUUAUUAGAUGCAGAGUGGGAGAAGAAAAUGAAGUUCCAGCUGGCAACGACAAUCUUGGCAACGAUGCUCUUCCUUGCAGCUUUGUGGCAGAGUGUUCAUGCCGACGGCUGCGAGGAAUCAUCUUGUGUUGCCAAGUGCCAACAGGGGAAGUGUGAAACGGGAGCGUGCUUGGGCGAGAAAGGCAGCGAAACAGCUCGAAAUGAAGUCGGCGAACCCAGAGGUCCAGGAACUAUCGACGCCACGAAGAACAAUCCUAAGACCUUUUUACAGGAAAGCCGGCGAGAAGGAGUGGAAAAUCGGGUGGGCCCCGAAGGAAGACGGUGGGGAAUCAGCUCCCUCCUCCAGACCUGA
Messenger RNA from Darwinula stevensoni, 669 nucleotides. NCBI's taxonomy places the organism in Eukaryota, Metazoa, Arthropoda, Ostracoda, Podocopida, Darwinulidae. The record is from the annotation of a GenBank genome assembly.